UGUCAUGGCGCCGGUUUCAACCGCUUUGUAGUGGGGGAAUGGAAGGCUGCACCGAGAGGUUUACGUGACGUUGGCAAUGUACGAUGGGAAGGGGUGCGGGAGUGUAGUGCAGCCGGGGGAAGGGGCCUCUCUAUAGAGUAUUAUCAGCCAUGGCUCUGGAGCGGCUGCCGAGUGCAUCAGCCAAGGGGACACAGCUUAGAUUUAAUUUGGAUGUGGUAACGCACCCAACGAAUUUAGCCGCCCAGUACACAGGCCCCAAUCCCAUCGUAAUAGAGAAGAUCUUAAGAGCCCAGAAUAAACACGCAGACCAUUCAGCCGCUGAAGAUUUGCUCCGAAAUUCCUGUUCAUCUGUAUCGUUCAGCAUCGUCUCGGAGGAGCGGCUGAAUCUUGCGGUCCAGCUUGCAAAGCGAGAUGUGAAAAGAAGUAACUUAAGGGAGAAGAUCGGCUCCAAAGCGCAACCUCAGCCUAAACCAGGGGUGGUGUCCAGCAGUCCUGACAGGAGGAGACUGCCGAGCAAAGAGCCGAGGGCCAACGGUCCGGGAAAACCUGAGGUCACCAGAUCGGGGGCCAGAGUAUAUGUGUAUACCCCAGAUCGAAACAGGAUGGACAUGGGGGUCUCAGACUCGCCACCUACACGAGAUCCUGGUCCUGGAGGAAGCCCGAAAAAAGGAAUGGACCCCAGUGAGCAUGAAGUGAGGCGUCUGCAGAAAGAGCUGCACACUUACAUGAAGAAAAUUGAAGACCUUGCCAAGAAAGACCACCAAAUAGAUUUCUUGGAUCCAUCAGAAGAAGUCAGAGGCCGCGUACGCCAGCAGGAACGAACAGCUCGAUCAGCCAGGAUGCUCUAUGUUUUGCAGCAACAGGUAAAGGAAAUCCAAGAGGAUUUAGAAAAGCUAAGCCCUCAGAAAAUCAGGCACACAAGGAAGUUUGGUUCCCCCCCUCCCAUUCAGUCUCGUGCCAUGUCCAGACUGGCAGCUGUUCACCGUGGAGCCAUUCGUGCCCUGCAGAUAUUCAUCACUCAGCUGAGUGAACGGGGCGAGCAACAGAUUCCUUCUCUCUACAAGGAGCUUGGCCACAUCAUCCGUCAGUUAUCACUCUGCACCGCAAAGCUUGACGCUGGUCCUGCUGCUUCCAAUCUGAUUAUCUCAAUUCUCCAGCAAGUCGAGGACUUGGAUGUACUUCUUGAAGCUAAAAUGUCUUCAGAUGCAAGGAGGCCAUUGCCCGAUACAGCUGCGGCUAGACCUCCACCUGUUAUUAAGGUUUCCCGAAAUACUGCGUCACCUGUUAGAGACGUUCAUUAUCCCCCGCCUGUUCAUAAAGCGAUAGAGCCGCACGAAGAGAGUCAUGUGAUUAGACGCCUUGCGCUUGAUGACCCUCCUGAAUCAAUGAGUGUUGCAGCCCAGACAGACCAACAACCAUCCCCUCCAGAAAGGCGAUUGGCACUGAAGUCAGGUCUGAAAGCGCUGAUUCAAGCUGGACACCUGAAGGGGCUACACAGAAGUGGGGUGGGACAGAACAAGAGCAAAGGAGUGCUGAUUCCUCAGAGACCUAAGGGCUUCCGACAGUCACGAAAGACAGACCCAUCCCAACGGUCACAUUUUCAGGAGAAAACUGUGUCAUUCAAGCUGAAGGAGACUCGUCCAGUUGUCAAAGAGAAGAAAACUCCUUGGGUACCUCCGAGCCCAAAAUCUCCUUCAUCUUCCCCAAAAAGGUCAAGCUGGAACCCAGAAGUAAAAAGUUUCAGUGCUUCUCCAUGUAAAAAUAGGGAUCUGGUUGAUUCUUCAAUUAGAAGGGAAGCUGAGAAAGAUGACAAAGAGAACAUAAACUCCCGGUUGUCUUGGCUGGACACGGAGACUGCAAGACGACUGCAACAACUCGACAAUCUCUACAGGGAAGAAAUAGCCCAUUUACGGCAUCUUAGGGAGGAGGCUCAUGCUGCAAAAAUAAUUCCUGAUGGAAGUAGUAAUGAAGCAAGGAGACAGUUGGCAGAGGACGUGUUAUCAGGAACGGAAAGAGAGAGUCUGCAGGAACUGAACCUUAAGGAGUUUUCACACAGUUAUCAACAACCUGAUAGUGAAUUAGAGGCUAUGAUCCAGAAAAUGGAAGAAAUGGAGAAAUACCAAGAAGCAGUUCGGCAGCGGUUUACUCGGAUAGUCUAUUCAGACCCAGAAUUCUGGGCACAAGAAGAUAAAGAGAGAUCUCAGGCAGCCAUAAUAGAGGGUCCUCAUUCUCCCCACCCUAUUAGGAUCACAAAACCCAAAGGACAGCGGGAGCCGGUGGUAGACAUUCUUCUACAGGAGCCUUUUGAAGGAGAUUCCCUACAGAUACACAAAGAAGAGUUGGCUCGCCGGUCUCCUCGCCACUUUAUCCAGCACCCUCUCGAGCACACUACAGGGCUCUUGCGUCUGUCUGUUCCCUCACAAAUGCUACAGAGUAUUCGCAAUUACACUGACAAUUUUGACCGACACCUUCGACUGACCUCCCACGAGGAAGUGGGAGAUUUCAACCCAUGGCACAUUACAGAGAGCCUGGCAGAGGAGCUUAUAAGUGAUGCCGUAGGUGAGGUAGCGGCAGAACUACAAGACCUUUGUGAGGGCUACGCAGAAGCUGUCUUUACUUCAGAGUUCAUGGAGCCUUCAGAAAACAACUAGUCCAUAAAUUUUAUUUAAUGAAUUGGUGCAAUUGCAAAUUUUUUAUUUUUAUAUUUAUUUUAAGCAAAAUGACUAUCUACAACUUUGCAGAAUGUGGGGUAUUUUUUAAUCAUUUCCUGCUUGUAUGAGCAGUCUUUCCAUUAUCUCUAUUUUUAGCAAGAACAAAAGGAACCAAGUGGAGGCUACUUUGUUAUGCACCUAAAUAUUGUGCCAAACACAUGUUGUUGUGUUUUUGUUUUUGUCUUAUAUAAAUGUGAACCCUAAAAGUUGAGCAGCUUUUGCUCCUAUGUCUGUGAAGGUUCUCAUUUAUCCAGGUCAUGGUAUAUCUGUAAAGAAUAAAUCAAGGCAACUGGACUUGCUGUAGAUUUCCUGAAAACGUUUCACUCGUUCUUCCAACGAGCUUUCUCAAUUCCGAGUGACUGUACAGAAAUGUAGAAGCCAAGCUUGAAUAGACGUGGGGGGGUUAGACAUCUAUUGUCUGCCACAUACAAUGCUGUCUUGACACCCUUUUCUGGGAAGUCUUUAUCACUUACUGACUCCAAUUAGGAUA
Molecule: messenger RNA, 3201 nt
Organism: Bufo gargarizans (Asiatic toad)
Lineage: Eukaryota; Metazoa; Chordata; Amphibia; Anura; Bufonidae
Product: protein moonraker-like
Exons: 16
Coding region: 150-2651 (833 amino acids)
Biological process (GO): centriole replication; protein localization to centrosome
Cellular component (GO): centriolar satellite
Source: RefSeq, a predicted model, not a curated record